This is a messenger RNA of Peniophora sp. CBMAI 1063, 540 nucleotides long. NCBI's taxonomy places the organism in Eukaryota, Fungi, Basidiomycota, Agaricomycetes, Russulales, Peniophoraceae. The record is from the annotation of a GenBank genome assembly.
AUGCUCUUUCAGAAAGCAUUCCUGGAUCUCAUCCUUCGCAGUGAGGGGGACGACCCUGAGGUUGUGGAAGAAGAGUCGGCCUGCAAUCCUCUCAGCCCAUUGACGCCGGGAUGCUCUGCCAUGCUCGGGUUGGCGAUAACUGGGAUUCUCCUCGCUAUAUUGCUACUUUUCGGGCUGCCGCUCUAUAUGCGUUAUCGAGCGCACCGCGCAAAGCAAGCCCGGCUCGACGCCCCCCAAUCGCGCUUCACGACUGUUCCCAUUCGCUCAAAGCACUCGCGUCCGCUUAACAACACAUCUGCCAAGCACUCGGACGCUAUGCCGCCGGGCUUUGGCUUCGGAUCCGCGCAGCCGUACCUCGCAAUCACUAUCGAGAAGACGCAGGGCGGGCUGUCGCCGAUGCUGACGAGCCAGCAUACUGGCCAGCUAGCCGCGCCGCCUGCGGCCCAGGUGCGCGACGGGUUUCCUACGGCACCUUCGUACGACAACCUUGCGUACUACAACGAGAAGUUGCCUGGAUAUGUUGUCGAGGACAGGGUCUGA